AUGUCACAAAAGUUUGACGGGGCUGCGCAGGGUUCAACCGAGGAGACCGAGACGGAGAAAUACGGCAAAUACGAGGAGGAGGCAGGUUUUUAAGAACAACCUUGAGGGAUGAAGUGGCGUCCCAGGGGACACGGAGAAGCUCGCUCUCUAUCAUGACACCAAGACAACACGCUAACCCCGACUGAGAGCACGCUAUCUCCACAAAAGCUCCAAACACUGGAGUAAACUGAGUUUGUUCGGAGAGCAUUAGCCUCAUGAGAAUCCCAGGGGCCUCUCUGCACUAAUGAAGAGACAUCGCUGUAAAACGCCGAGCUGCUGACGAGUCCAAAAGACCCGCUUCAAUAGUUCUUCAGUACAAGAGCGGUUUUAUUCUUACCAUUUUGGAGGUGGUGGUAUCGAUCUGCUGCGUGGCGAUUAGCAUCGACAUGUCUGAAGCGGCAGUUCUUCCAAAACUCGCUCCUUCCUCUCUCGAUUCAGAAAGUCCUCUGGACAAGUGCCGAGCGUGUGGGAGGCUUCACUUCGAGUGGGAGGAUUGGUGAAGCACCUCUUCUUCUUCUUCUUCUUCUUCUUCGAGCCCCCUCCUUCCAACCCCGUCAACGCGCUCACUCUCUCCAAGAACACCUCCACGGUAGCCAAUCAAUCACACAGCGACCAGGUUUUGGGGCUGAUGCGCGGUGAUCCAUUCACCAGAAUGGGCUCUUUGGAAAUGUGCGCUCCCCCUCUCCUCACUCACUCCGACUGUCUCUCUCCCCCUCUUUUACUCCCCUCUUUCUUCCUCGGCACUCUGCCUAUCCCUCUUUGACUUUUCUCUGGCUCUCGAUCUUCCUCAUUGACUCCGCUCCCUCGCAGCGCUUUAUCGCUUUUUGUCUCCCUAAGACAAGUCGUUGUCUCCAAACUCUCACUUCGAGGAGCUGCUGCGACCGUCUCGUGUCUCCUCGCUCCUCUCUCGCUCCCCCCCUGAUUCAUUCACAGUCUUAUCCUCGCCUUUUCUCCCUCCUUCCCUGCCUGCUCAUUUCUCCCCCCACACACCGGUCUGUGUGAUUUGUUUUUGGCGGGUUCAGCACCUGGACUAAAUUGGAGUUUCGAGGGUAAUCUGUUGUGCUGCCCAUCUGCCAGCGAACGAAGCCAAACAGCUUCUUUACAUCUUGAUCAUGUGAGGCUGGAGGUGCGUGUGUCCUCUUUGAGUUGGCAGAGACGUAAAACAAAAGAUUAAAAUGUCAAAAAACGGUAAUCGGACUCUCCUAUUUUCAUAUCAUCCAACUCCAGACUCAAGUUUGUGUCCCUGCAGGUACUCGGCUGAAUCAGGUAGCUGAUGCUGUCCAACAUUUUGCAGAUCAAUUUAAUCAGACCCUGUGAUGGGCUGUAAUAAAGUGGCGAUGAAAAAUUCGUGCCACGAACCGCUCCUCGUAAAUUACCCCCACCUCAGGGGGAGAUCGGUCCCGGGCAGUCAAAGAACCAAUCUAAAAUUUAUAUGGCGUUUAUAGCUGCGGCGUGGUUAGCCAAAGUGACAAAACGGACAACUGGUCGUGUGCUAAACGGCGGCGCAGAGAGAGAGUAAAAAAAGAGGCGUGAAACUUUUCUGAGGAGAAAGUUCUGGAAGUUUUCCAUCAGGGUUCAUUUACUGGGUCAACAUUGGUGUGACUCUGCAAACUUUGAGGUUAGUUUGAUUUAGAGGAGAAAGAAGGAGAAAGGAGGAGGGACGACAAACUGUUGGUGAAACCCGAGUCAUCAGUUUUCAUAAACUGAGAGAUUUUUGGAUCGUAGAACUUCUUCACUAAAGUGGAUUCAUAAACCCUGAAAGACCUGGACCUGGACUCUUUGUCGAGGAAAUAAUUUUAAUGAGCGUCAAAGUAAAGUUUACUUACUGUCGAUUAAUUAAAUUAUAACUGAUGACUGAUUUCUCAGAAGUCGACUCAGUAGACGUACAAAUCCAGCUGUCUUGACUAUAAAAAACCUUUUAAUACCUCGUUUCCACUUUUGGACGUAGACUGUGUCCGUAAAUCUGUUCAUAGUCCCUCUAGUGUCCAAAACAAGGAAGUACAGAUGGAUAAAAACCAUAAAUCUAUCUGCGGCUAAAAAGAGAAGAAGAAAAAGAUCGAGUUACUGUAUCUGACGUUUCAUUUUGUGUUUUAAUUUGAUAAACACCGUCUUUCUAAUUUAACUAAAAGAAUGGAUAGAUUUCCGUUUGAGCGUCCUCUGAGCGCGAGUGAAUACAGUGACCUUAUUGGACGGAUUGGGCUGAGCUGGAGGCGGGACAAUCCUCAGACGUGUUAGCCAGCCCAAGCUAGUCAGCCUGCAAUGUCCUAGUCGAUAUUGGUCGAUGCGUGCUGGGUCGACUACAAUUCUGAUUGGUCGACUAGAACUCGAACGUACCAAGAGCUAAUGGAGGUAUUUUCAGAGCACCUCCAUUUCACAGGUAACAGCCUGUCUCAGAACACCCGCUUUAUUUUCACCAUUUUGGGUUCAACCAACCCACUGGAGACUGGACAGGAAGAUUGAAGAGCGUCUGCAUUAAUCAACGUUGGGUGGUUUGCUGAAUAAAAGUCGAUUUUAGCCGAUUUUUGAUCAAAUUUCAGGGUUUUAGUUGACCAACAAUUUCUUUGGUCGAUUACAGCUCUACUAGCUAGCAAUCUGUUCUCUAUUUGUCCUUGUUCACGGCGACAGAGGUGGCCAAUCAGUUUGCAUAUCAGCUGGAUUAUUUGACCAGACUUCGAAUCCUCAAACUCCUGUGGGUAAAACGAGAGUCCCCGUCCGGUCACGUCACAGUCACAGCUGUCUCUAACUUUGAUACCGCAGUAUUUCUAGUUCUUCUAAUCUGCCACCAGAGACACAAAAAGACAACAUCUGACCACCCUGUGACGACAGUUUGAGAAACGAGACAUUUAAUGACAUUGAUUCGUGUCGAUUUCUCUAAUGAUGGACUUCUACCAUCACCAAGACGUCUCUUCAUCUCUCUUUUCCUUUCUUCUGUUUUUCUACAACAUUUGUUAACAACUGAAAGCAACAGUUGGAACUGGAGGUCUGAAAAUAUUGGCCGCCGCUCUUGUCGGGAUGAUUCAUCGAGUCUAGACAACAAAGACGGAGAAAAAAAAAGAGACGCGGCGUUCCCGAAGAGAGGCCGUGAUCCAGGACGGGGACGAAGCUGGACUGAUUAGAAAACGGGAUCUUGGAGUUUGGCCACGGGGCUCAACAGUUCUUCUCUAAACUUAGCGAGGACAGACAACCAAGUCUGGUUCUCACGUACCCACUUCCAGGACCACAUAUGGACACGGAGGACUGGUGAACUUUUUAAAGCUGCAGAGAAGGACUUUUGGUUCGGGGGGAUUUGUCUCCGUCUGGACUAAACGCCGCCUUAUGUCUGUGAAUUCUAUCCCGGAUAUGUCUGAGUUAUGGUUUCCAGUGAAUAAAUCUCAGAAUCGGGGGGCUGAAAACUCCUUACUGGAGCUUUAAUGAGGGCUAUGAUGAGGAAACUGCUGUAAAUUAAAGGUACAGUACGUAGAAAUGGGAUCAUUAAGAGUUAAUUGGUAGUUUUCUUUGCGUAAAACCAAAACUAUAAUCUUUUUCAAAACCACAGACAGGACCCAAGACCCAGAACCUGGUCUGUGGUGUCCCAGUUUUUCUCUUCAGUAGGUAAAAACUCUGAAUUUCCUUUAAAAGAGAGUUUCCUCUGAACAUCAUUCAGGUUUAUUUGCAUAUUUAUAAUUAAGAUUUCAUUAAAAAACUGAAUUUCACCUGCAGAGACUCAGAUUUCUUCAUUCCCAGUAUUCUCUUUUGCAUUCCUCCACAUCAGUCUGGGUUAAUGAACACUUUAACACAGAUGUUUCACAAUAAAAGCGUGAGGAUUUAACAGACAAUAGAAGAAAGGAGAUACCCUGAAACGCCGGCGGGCUUUGAGAAUGAGACUAAUGAAGGGACUUGAAGAGGUGCUCACUUGGCAGUAAAGUAGAAAGAAACCUGACUGUAGAAAGAGGAGAAUAUGAUCCAACUCAUAUCAAACAGGAGGACUUGGAGUGAAAAGCUUCGUUUCCUAUUCAGAGAGCGAUUUUAUAGUAAAUAUUGGCUACGGGGGAAAAAAAGAGACAGUAAAAUCUGAGAGACACUUCAGGAGAUCGUGUCGUAAAAUCUCAGCAGGUCCAUCUGGUGCAUGCAGAGACCUGGCUCAAGUGCUGUCAGAGCAUUUUUCACCUUGACAUCAGAUACUUCACUCCACACAGAGCGGAUAACACUGCUGCUGCUGCUGCUGCUGAAAAAUACAUGUAUCCUAUACUAGGAUUAAAGCGGCGAGUUUCUAUACGUUUACAGACUCAAGAGAGCGUGUUAUUAGGUAUAUUCCAGUGUUCAGGUAACAAAAUGAGCUCGCUGGAGUCAUUUCCUGGUUGUAUAACAUGUUCAUGUUUGGUUUAGACUGAUGAGUGAACGAAUGAUGUGAUUAUUUAUAAAAGAGAGAGUCCUAAAAGAAUUUAUUUUAUUUUAUUUUGUUUGAUUAAAUUUUUUUGAUUUUAUUAUUUUUUAAUUUUUUAAUUUUUUUAUUUUUUUUAUUUUUUAAAAAAUUAUUUAAAACUAUUUAUUUUAUUUUUUAUGACUUAUUUUAGUUUAUUAUUUAUUUAUUUAUUUAAAAUCUUUUUUUUUAUUUAAUGAAUUAUUUUAUUUUAUUUUAUUAUUUUAUUUAUUUUUUAAAUGGGAUAAUUUGCAUUAAUGAACAUUUACAUGUAAAUGUAUGGGACUAUAUUAUAGAAGCAGCAGCAGAUUAAUACCAUCAUGUAUUCCAGCUUUUAAAAGCUUUAAAAAUACUUCCACCUUUCUGAUUAUUUUGAGUGAUGUAGUUGAACGCACCCCAAAGUCAUUAAAGGACAGAGAUAACGGCCGACGGAGCGACAAAUCUGCAGUUAGUGUCGCAUUUCUACUUGACAGAGUAUCAAACAAGCGGCUGAUAUUGUGCCUGAGCUGUUAGCUAAUAUCUGGAUAAGGACCCGGUCCUCCAUCUCAGCCCCUUUACGCCCAUUCAUUCCAUUAUUGAGCUCUGACUUUUCAAUUCCCCCAGAUCACCAGAAAGGAGUGAAGAGACAAAAUGAAAAAAAGUCCCUGCGGUCUGAAGAACCACCGAAAGCAAUUCCAACAUAUUGUCUGUUCGGGGGCUGGAUGGGGCCGGAGUGGGCCAGGUAAAGACUGAGGAAUCAGAGAUAUGAAAAAUAAAAACCUAGAUCUGAGAAAAAAAUAAAAACAUGUGCACCGGCAAAAUGUCCGAGCUUAAUCCGAGCCUCAUCGAGUGAAAAAAAACAGAAACAUAUUACUCCAAAUGACAAAUGACGCUGAUGUAAUACAAAUCCAUUUGAGAAGAGCUUUCCAUUUUUUUGAUUAGCAAGCAGCUGAGCAUUUCGCUAAUUCAAUCUGUCCUCUGGAUUGAGUUUGCAUUACCGCCAUAGUUAAUAACUUGACAUUCAGAGUAAGACUCUGGACUAUUUAGAUAAGUGAUGGUCUUCUCCAUGCCAGAUUACCCCAUUGCUCAUAAUAAAACCAUGUGUCUGAGAGAGCGGCUGCUGUUAUACUUUAUUGGGAUUGUUAUUAAUAGAACUAUCAGAAUAAAAGUCCAUAUAUGUGGAGAUACAGCCGAGCCCAGCAGGAUCUUCUGGGAGGAUUUGAGCAGAUGAAGGAAGUCUGCGAUGGCAUUAAAGCCACGGCUCCUGAAUAAAAGAUGAAAGUUUUGACUUGACUCCAAGUUUUCUCUCUCCGGUGGCUCGUCUCAAUUACUAUGACUGCAUUUUAGAGCAGAACCCAGUCAGAACUCGCUCAAGGAGAACUCACAUUUGUUCAACAUUUGACUGACGAUUUACAGAGAAACAAAACUCCCAGAAACACAGAGGAACAUGACGAUAAACCCGAGCUCAGACUGGAGGAGCUUCAGUCAUAAAACACUUGAAUCAAUCAAUCAGAGUUUGGAAACAGAUGGUCGCUCUGAGAGAUACGCUGAUGUAGGACAGCGUCUUAAAGGGACAUGAGACCAUAGCCUUCCUACACACAUCCAAAAACAACGUUGAUUUAUUUAUGUUUUUGACACUGAAUAUACCGAUACGGGCAAAAUGAUGUCGGUUAUUGUCGUUAAUUUCAGUGGCUGUAAAUUUUCGGUUUAUCACCCAGCCCUACACUGUACUUUGGCAAUGCUUAAACAAGACAGCGUUACAAUUAUUAUAUACCUAUCAAAAUAAACCUAAGUGUUUUUAUUUUGGCUUCAUCUUAAAUUUGUCUAAGUAUAAGUAAAUCUCUUUGAGUAAACAAAGAGAGCGAUAGAUAACAGAGCAGGCAUCAAUAAAAAAACACGUAAAACUCUGGUAAAAUCAGAUAAAGAGAGAAUCUCUUUAGUCUGCCUGAACUAGCACCAUGAACUUCUAAAUUUUAUUUUAUUUUUUAUUUAUUUUGUGUUUUAUUUUUCAAAUUUUCUUUAUUCCAUUAUUUAUUUAUCUAUUUUUUAAAUCAUUUUAUUAUUUUUAAAUUAUUUUUUACAUUUUUUUAAAUCUUUUGUGUUUUUUAAUUUAUUAUUUAUUUUGUUAUUUAUUUUAUUUUAUUUUAUUUUAUUUUAGUUUAUUAAAUGGGACAAUUUGCAUAAAAAUUUCAGUACUGGUAAAUUUUCGGUUCAUCACCCAUCCCUACACUGAACUUAUGGCGAUGCUUUGACAAGCCAGCAUCACCAUUAUUAUAUAUUUUUAUCAAACUAAACUUAAGUGUGUUUAUUUUGGCUUCGGCUUAAAUUUGUCUAAAAAUAAGUAAAUCUCUUUGGGUAAACAGAGUCAAAUUAGCAUGCAGAGGUCAGUUUCCACUUGCAGAGCUAGCACCACCUAUCAUCAGUCCUCCAUUCAGGUAAAUGAGCACAAGUCUAUUCAUGUGCAAAUGUUUCAUUUAACAAAUCUUCUCAUUUCAAUUGUUAUUUGUAUCGUGAUUAUUUAUGUGAUUUUGUGUAAACUUUAUGUGCUGCCGUUCUUGGUGAAGUCUCUCUUGGAUCUUAAUGAGACUAACCUGGUUAAAUAAAGGUUAUAAUUGCUCAUAACAACCAUAAUAAAAUGGAUUUAAACAGCUCUAUUCAAAGGAUUCAUUCACACACACACUGUAAAUCGUCCUCUCCAGCUGACCGUGUCGGUAUGAUGGAUUUAGAAAUGAAAACGUCUUCCCUGAUUCCUCACAGGUGAGCGGAAAUCUUCAACAAUCAGCCUCAAUUUGUCAAAACAAACAUUUGCUGUCGGAGUAAUCUCCUGUUAAACAACAAAAAGAGCCGCAGUGGAAAAAUAUCCUUUUAAUGGGACGUCUGCAGGGAGGAGGAUUAACUUAACCCAACACUGCGCUCCACCGAACACUCGCCGCUCCGACGCCCAACAGAUGAGGGACCGCGCUCCUUUGACUAAUCGCCUCUGAAGCCGACCCGGGUCUGACGUGAAAGGUUAAAGUGAUUCACUGACACCAACAAACAAGUGUGUAUCUGUGUGUGGGUGUGGGGGUGAGGGGGGGUGUUUUAACCAAAAACGCAGAGACAUUAAUCUGAUGCACCUCCUCCAUUAGCCCCCCCACUCCUCAGAAAGCCCACUUCACUGGCAUCGUAUCGUUAAUUUCACGCCACGCUGAGGAGAGACGCCGCGGGUGGGCAGAGAGUAAACGCUGCGGGUCGAGGACUUAGCAGCGCUCAUAAAUACUCCCCUAUUAGUUUUGGACUUUAAUAUCUCCUCCUCUCAGCCUCUGUGGGUCUGAGCGGCGGGGAUGAGUCCAAGGUCAGAGACACUCCCUGCUCUGACCAUUGAUCCAAUACCGGGUCAAUUCAGCGGGCCGUGAUUGAUGACGGCCUCGACCAAUCAGGAGGUACGACCAGGGGAGGCCAAUAUGGUGACAGAUGUCGGAGCAUGUGCGCCGGUUUAAUAAUGUAAAGGCUGCGCUGCGGCGUGUACCGGGACUCAAGGUAAAUGACAGCGGAGGGAGGGAGGGGCAAUGUCAGACACGGCGUGAUGAUGAUGAGGAUGUGGUUUCCUGCAUCUGCUCCCAGAUCAGCUGAGCGCCGGACAGAUAAAUGGAUUUCUUCCAACUGUAAAGAGGAUUAAAAACAAGAGCGGAGGAGGAGGAGGAGGAGGAGGAGGAGGAGGAGGAGGAGGUGAAGUUUGUUCUUCAGAUCAAAACUUCAGAGACGGACAAGUUUGUUUAUUCCUGACAUGAAUAAAGCAACAGUCAGCGUCUUUCACUGUUUACAGGGUCAGCUGUUUAUUAAGGCUGGAUUCUUAUUUUUCUCUCCUGCUCUCUUUUCACUUUUUCUCAUUUACUUUUUAUUUUCUCAGGAUGAAGAAAAAGUUUUUGACGUCUUAAAGAAAAUUUCUUAAAAUUAAAUUUCUGAUUUAUUUAAUAUAUUUUGAAUGUCGGCGAGUGAGAUUAAAGCUCCUGUGAGGAAUGCUAUUUGGCGCCCCCUGUGGACAAAACUGAGUUUGGACUUUUGACGAUGAAACUGAUCAUUUAUCGUUAAAACUGUUUGCUGUUUCUUUAACUGGAAAAUUGACACCUAAUGAUUCAGUGUUUUCAGGAUUUCACCUGCUCUUUAAAAAACUGAUUUUAAUAGAAAAUUGAGACGAAUAAGAAUAAAUAAGAAAGAGCAGACUAUAACAAAUCAGUUUUUUUACAAAUAUGAGAAAUAUAAAAAUGAAGAUUUUCAGUGUUAUUAUGAAGGUUCUCUCUGCAGAAGGAUUCAAUUAAAUACUAAAUGUUUAAUUUAAUUUUCAGGUAAAUUUAGUUUGUUUUUCCUAAAAUCUCCAAACUCUUUAAAAAUCCUUCCAGUUUGAGAUUCUCCAUCGAAUCCAAACUUUGGUCUCCUCUCUCUGAAAGUUCCGCCCUGACUCUGGUCACCGUAUUGCCGCCUGCAGCUAUAAUUUAAUUUUGCCUCUGCUGCCCUGUGACCAUGACCUUAUAUCAUAAAGCCCCAGAACCUUUCAGGGCAUCUGCAGCAGCCACCGCCGCACAAUACUGAUCCUUUCUAGACAGAGAGAGGUACAAUUCCUGCAAAUGAAAAAUAACAAACCUCUGACUCUCCAACACCACCAGGGAUGGAGGUUUUUCUGCAGUCCGUUUUACUGCCUCUCCUUAAACCAGUCUCAUCUCUCAGUAUAACCCAGUUCAAAUAUAUAGAACUGAAAAGAGCAUAAAGACGACAUAUUAAUCUGUAUAUUUAUAUCGAAAUCAGACGAUCAUUUCAGCCACAAGACCAAAACGGCAAAGAACUGGAUUUCAUCUAUAAAACAAAAUACCUGCAGAAAUCUCUGCACCCUUAUCUCUGAAGGUUCUGCAUCUAAAACAGGCGUGACUCUGAAGUGGAAGUCACUACAUUUACAUAAAAUCACCUUUACAAUCCAUUGUAUGUGAACAGUCUAAGUCAAAGUCUACUCAGGAUAGGACUGGGCGAUUAUUUGAUUGUGAUCGAUGAUCCUGAUAAAUUUCAGUUCGAUCACGGUGAUCAGUAAUGGAAAUGGAGGCGAUGGAAAUCCGGAAGCGAGGUCCGAGGACCAUCAACCGGGAAUGAGGGGGCAUAUAUGCUCUCCCACACCUGGAGUUAGAUAUUGCAGGGGGCGAGCGGGCAGCUGAAGGCGUGACCGAUCUGUCAAACUGACGGAAAGGUCACGCCUUCAGAAACAUCAACUGUUUUAAGACGAGGUAACUAAAAAACCAAGAACAUCUGAUCGUCAUCUCUAGUUUCUUUAGUUUUUAGUACAGAUGCUUUAAAAUGAGCAGUUUAAGAAAAAAUCGUGAUAAUAAUCGAGACGAUAUGAAAAAAUACAUCGUGAUCAUAUUUUUUGCCAAAUCGCCCAGGCCUAACUCAGGAUGGACAGAGGUCCUGUGGUCGGACAGAUCUACAUUUGACAGUCUCAUAUUUGGACAUGCUGUCAUCCAGACUUUACAUUUCUCGGGAGAGUCCUAAAAAAGACGAUAUCAGACUCUAAUCUGCAGGAGUAACAUCAUCAGGACUUUUAGCUUCUUAAAAAGUUUUGGCACAAUAUGAAAUUAAAAAUACAACAAAGGAGACCCUGAACUGUUGAGCUGCUCAAAUCCACCAUCUCAGUUUCUCCUCUUCUCCAAAGUUAUCAGAGUUUGUUUCAGAGAAGAAGAAAAACUGAUGCAACACGAUGGUAAACACGCCAACGCCGCCGCUGCUGCAGAUUCUCUGACGUGUGUCGCAUAUUUCUUCAGAGACGAUUUAAGUUUUUCAGUUUUUCAGCAUAAGAGUUACGAUAUCAGAAUUGAGCAUUAAGCGGCUUUAUUGGGAGGAAAUUGAUUGUUUGGACUUUUCUGAAUACAAAAUAAACUCUUAUCUAUCAAAGCUGCUGUUGCAGAGAGUGAGUCUGUUAUUAGUUUCUCUAAACAAAAGAACAAGUUUCCUUCUUAUCUCUGAUUUGUUCGAGCUCUUCAGUCUAAAUUUGCUUUUUUCCCCUUUGAGAAAUUUAACAGAUUUGUUUCCAUCUGAAUUAUUAUUAUUAUCAGGCGGUCUCUCCCUUUAAAAUCUUAUCUCUCUCUCCUCCGAACUGAUUGGGUGUGUUUUAGAAAAUUGGCUGCAAGUUAAACAACGUCAAAACUUCAGAGCCGAGCCUCUGAGAGUACAGGAAUAACAAACGCCGUUCUGCCUGCGUGAGUUUGAUCUUGAGGUUCAGCGGGGCGAAAAGAUAAAGAGAUAUUGUGUGAGGAGAGAGCGAGAGCAACGCGCCGCCGCCGACGAACCUCGGAGAUCUCAGCCACGGCACGGCUUGACAGGUACAAGAGGAGGCGGAGGAGGUGGGAGGAGGAGGAGGCGGGUGGGAGGCGUUGCCAGUCAACCAUCCCCUUGUUUCCCCUUGUAGGUCGCUGCAGAUCCUCCAGUUCCGGUCCUGAUUGUCUCCCGCUCACCGUCCCCCCCCCUGAGAUCAGAGGGAGGAGGGAUGGAGAGGGUCCACAAACGCCGCUACGCCGUGGUGGACAAAGCGAUAGCCCGUCCCUCUAUCUCUCUCUCUUCCUCUUCCUCUUCUGUGUGCACAACGCCAUGAGCGCCGCCGGGAUAUUGAGACAGACAUAUCCCUCUAAGAUGAAAGGGCCGUUUCAGUCACACGGGCCCCCGAGGUAAACGUGGUCAGAGUUAGCAAGCAGCUCCUCGUUUAUUGUGGAGGCUCAAAGGCGCCAUAACACCCGGCAAAAGCAAUAAAGGGCAACUGCUCUGUUCACACUUCUGACAAGCUAUUUGUGGCUCCAGCAGGCCACAAAGACUUAUGCUUAUUUGCUUUUGUUUGUGAAGCGCGAACAAAGUUUGUCCCCGCGGAGGAGGAGGAGGAGGAGGAGGAGGAGGAGUAGGUGACGGCGGUUUCCCCUUCAGUCUUUUCGGGUUUUUAGAUUUAAAGCCCCGCCGCUGCUCCGGCCUUAUCUCUCAUUAUUUGUGCAGUGAUUAUGCAGCCGAUGGAGCUGACAGUCGGAAAUCUCUGUCUCUCUCCCUGGAGGGUUUGCGUGACAGCGCUCAGAGCUGCGGCGUUUUGUAA
Xyrichtys novacula (pearly razorfish) is the source of this 11510-nucleotide messenger RNA. The record is from the annotation of a GenBank genome assembly. NCBI's taxonomy places the organism in Eukaryota, Metazoa, Chordata, Actinopteri, Labriformes, Labridae.